Molecule: messenger RNA, 1011 nt
Organism: Pestalotiopsis fici W106-1
Lineage: Eukaryota; Fungi; Ascomycota; Sordariomycetes; Amphisphaeriales; Sporocadaceae
Exons: 1
Coding region: 1-1011 (336 amino acids)
Molecular function (GO): FMN binding
Source: RefSeq, a predicted model, not a curated record
AUGCCGAUCCACAAGUCUUCCGCUAUCCGCCUCCUUCAGAGCUCAACUGCCAGAGCCCCGCCGCUGAACGUCCUCACGACCCCUCUACCGCCCCUCAUUUCGCACCGCAUCGCAGCCAAACUCCAAGCCAGCACCAUGUCUGUGUCGACGGCCUCCGAGGCCGAGAUCAAGCGCAACCCGCACCCCGACUUCAAAAAGGUCGAGGCCUCGCGCCCCGACUGGGACACGAAUGCCUCGUUCCACUACACCAAGACGGCCGAGCCCGAGUGGAAGUUUGGCGGCGGCGCCAACAAGCUGCACGAUGGCGCAAACGCAAAGCACGUCAACAUUGACCCGUACGAGCCCGGUCGCCCGGCGCCCUUCAACUACAAGCUGCUCAUUUCGAGCAUCGUGCCGCGCCCGAUUGGAUUCGUGAGCACCACCAGCCCCGACGGCACCGUCUCGAAUCUGGCGCCGUUUAGCUACUUCAACAUGGUGAACCACGACCCGCCGCUGUUUGUGCUCGGGUUCGCCAGCGGCAUUGAGCGGCCCAAGGACACGCUCAAGAACCUGCUCGAGAGCAAAGAGUGCACCGUCAACAUCAUCAGCGAAGGGUUUGUCGAGGCGGCCAACGCGACCAGCGUCGACGCCCCCUACGGCGCCAGCGAGUGGGACGUGAGCGGGCUGACCCCCGUGCGGGACUGCCGCGACGUCAAGGCCGCCCGCGUCGGCGAGGCCGUCUUCUCCGUCGAGUGCCGCCUUGAGAGCGUGCGCGAGUUCGAGAGCCGCGCCACGCCCGGCAAGAAGACGGGCUGCCUGGUCGUGCUCGAGGGCACAAACUUUUGGGUCCGCGAGGACGCCGUCAAUGAGGAGCGCAACCUGGUCGACCCCUCCAUCCUGCGGCCCAUUAGCAGGCUCGGCGGCAUUACAUAUGGCAGACUGACCGAGGCCAUGGAGAUUCCACGGCCCGUGUUUGAAAAGGACGUAGGCGGACAGGAGGGAUACGAGAAACUCAAGAAGGCUCAGCAGUAG